Aureobasidium musti is the source of this 237-nucleotide messenger RNA. NCBI's taxonomy places the organism in Eukaryota, Fungi, Ascomycota, Dothideomycetes, Dothideales, Saccotheciaceae. The record is from the annotation of a GenBank genome assembly.
AUGCCACAAACAGCGAAAGCAGCAGCCGACGACACAUCACCGCCGCCCAAGACGUCUCCUGAGCCUCUGGACGUCAAGAAGCCCGGUUUCUUCUCACGGCGACGAAUCUUGGGACCUGUCGACAAGGAAUAUGGAGAUGCCGCGCUGUUAGUGCAUUCAUUUGUGACUGGUCUGGUCGAUGCGGCGUCGUUCGCGAAUUGGGGUGUCUUUGUGGGAAUGCAGACUGGUAGGUGUUGA